CUCUGUCUAGCGACUCACGGAGCGGGAAGAGAGGGAAUGCGUUGGAGGCGGGAGUGAAUAAUCCAGUUUGUUUAUUAUAGAGAGUCGCUCCAGAAGUCACACAUGAAGGGCAUGUGCACCCGGGAUUUGAAAUAGAUGUAAUAGUUAUGAGACUUUACAUUCGUAACAAAGUGAAAUACGACCCAUCGAAUGCUGGAAAGCCAUUGAUAUUUGUUGAAUUCCCAGAUCCGCGUGCGUUUACCGUUGGCCAAGUGAAAGAGGAAUUCAAAAAGAAAGCCAGAGCAGCCAGAAUAGACUCUUUGUACCUUUGUCAAGAUGAUGGUUCUUAUGAGGUUUUAGCGGAUGAUAGGACUGUGGGCUUCUACAACAUACAAAAUAAUGAUGUUUUGGAAACAACAAGCAAUCCUUUUUGGGCUGCGACAAUCUACUAUAGACUGCGAGAGGUGGAAAAAGAUCACAGUGGUGCAUAUUACACAGAUGCAGACCUAAGGGCAAGUAGAGGAUUGGAACAAUCUUCCAUCCAGAAGUACAUGGCCUUAGGAAUCCUUUUCAAUGGAGGGAACAAUCGAACACAGCAGCAACCUCCAUACUUUGCAGAGGUAGAUCAGCUAUUUGACCACCUUCAAACAGCUGGCAAAAAGCCAGUUCACAUGUCACAACAAACCUUGGCCACACUAAAACAGCUGAAAGAUGAGUAUGAACAGAACGAUAUCCAUGAAAAGGAUUCCAUUGGCCACUUUGUUCAAAGACAGGCUUUGAAAUUAGGACUUAUUUCAAGGGAGUCACUUCAAAAUGGUGAAGAGUGUAGUGGAAACAAUUUAUAUGCAAAUGGAAGGGAUGUGGGUGCAGUUCAGAGAGGUGGCGGAAAUAAGGCUAGCAAAGGAGGGAGAACAGUCAAUGGGGCUGGAAAAGGGGCAAGAAAAGCUCCACAGAGGCAGCGAAUGUGUGGAGACUGUGAAGAAAAUGUGGCUACUCUGUUCUGUCCUGACUGUCAGCCAUCCUUGGUGCUCUGUGAUGACUGUGCAGUUGUACUUCACAGGGGAGUAACAAGAAGAAAUCACCAUUUGAAGGAUGUAGUAGAAGCACCAGCCCCAAGCAAAGGCUAUACCCCUAAGGCCUACAGAGCACCAUUUGCCAUGUUGGUUGCAUUUCACAGGGCUGCCAAUGAAGUUCACAGCAAAAUGAGUUUGACUGAAGAUGAGUUAAAAUCUAGAGCCCAGCCUCUAACAAACACAGAUUUGGAGAUCAAACAAGGUCGAUGGUCGGGCUUUGACUCAAUGGAGAGUGCCUUAUUGAAGAAUGAGCUGGUACAGAAAGAGGCUAGAACACCAAAGUACUCUCUCAUGGAAAAAGGCCAGCCUCUUGCUGCAAGGUGCUCUGAAUUUGAUUAUGCUGUCCAGAAUCUAAAACAAGCAGCUUCUAUUCCAACCAUACCAAUUAUGGCAGUGAGGCCAGUUUUCAGAAGUCGCCAAGUAUGCUUGUUAGUUGAUAGUGAGGAACCUUCAAGGGAACGCUUUGUCAGAGUGGUGCAGCAGCAUGGAAUGUCAGCGAAGACCAGAAAACUACCUGUAGGUGAUUUCCUUUGGGUCCUUCUACCCCCUGGAGUCAAUCCUGAUACAGUCAGAGACAUGCCAGAUCAGGAAUUGGUUCUCCCCAUGGUUGUAGAGAGGAAAACAUGGGAUGACUUGUGGUCCAGUCUUAAAUCUACAAGAUUUCUCAACCAAGUCAAAAGAAUGAAGAACUGUGGCUUAGAAAAUCUGUUCUAUCUUGUGGAGGGUAACCCUAAAGAACUGAAAGGAAAUCCAGGCCCUGAAGUUGCACGUUUCUUGCAGGAUAAACUUGAUAGUUUGGUAUUAGAGGAGCAGUUUCUUGUGAAUCGCACUGGCUCAUGGAUGAAAACUGUGGAAUGGCUCUGCCAUUUAACCAACUUGACAAUAGAAGUUCUGCAGUCUGAAGGAAGUCCCCAGUUGAAGACAUACAGUGAAUUCUCAAGAGGAAGAAAAUCACAGAGAAACUUAGCUAACCUUGAUGCAGUAUCUGCCAAUCCAGUGGCUGCAACUGUCUGGUCAGCAUCAGAGUUCACUGACAUCAUUAGAAGCCAUUGCCGUGGUGGGAUGGAACUUCAUAGUUUACCAGUCAGGGGUGGAAAUGGUUUACAAGAAGAAAGAUCUUUGAUUGUGAUUCAAGGCCUUACUCUUUAUAACAAGCAAUGUCACAAGUUAUUGGACAAAGCCCUGGCUGAUCUUCUGAACAGCACGCAUGAAACUGCAGAGGCUUGUGUUCAAAAACAUCUUCAAGGUGUCACUGACCAGCUUGUUCAUGAAGAUGUUCCACAGUGGUACAUUCUUUGGUUACAGGUUUCUAAAGGAGCAAUGGUGCGAAGAACCGAGACAGCAGAAGAAACAGCAGAAAUUUUGAGCAAGUUUUACCAAAUGUCAGGAGGUGUCAUAGAUGUGCCCCUGCCUACUCUUAGUGAUGGCAAGAUUGGUGAUGGCAAGAUUGGCGAUGGCAAGAUUGGUGAUAGCAAGAUUGGUGAUGGCACUCAGUUUGGGAUCCAACCAGAGGAGAGACUACCAGGGGAUGAACUUGUGUUUGCUAGUGAUUCACAAGAGGAAGAUGCAAUGAUUCAACAGGCUUUGCAAGCAUCACAAUAUCAAGCCAAGGUUGUUGAGGUCAGGCCACGAGCAGUUCAGCCAUUCAUUCCUUCCAGCUCAGAUUGUGAACUUCAGAAAUAUUCCUUAGAAUCUAUUAAUGAAAGAGAACAGCUGGUGCUGGCUAUGAAUCUCAGCAAAGUAGAAUAUGAUUCUGAAAGAUCUUACAAAGACAUCAAUCCUAACCAAUCUGGUAAAAUGACUGCAAGAAGUUUCACAGCAGAUAAGCAUAUUCACAGCAACCCAAAAACUAAAGUGGAUGUCUUCAAGCCAAAAUGUACUACAGUUUUUGGUGGUAACACAAAGGCUAGCACUGCACAUGAUGAGCUUGAGAAAGUACUUAAACAAAGUCUGGAAGAGUUUGAAAACCUGAAGAAAAUUCAGGAAGAAAAGAGGAAGAUGUCAGAUGCUAACAGGGACUUGCAGAAAGCUUUGGAACUGAGCAGAUUGGAGUAUACUCAGUUACAGUGCAGUGUCACAUGUGACGAACUGAUAGAAAGGCAAGUACAUAAUGGCAGCUGUUUGUCAAACAAAGAUAGAGAGCUAGAAAGAGCAUUGGAUUUAAGUAAGCUGGAGGCUCAAACUGCCAAAAAGGAUCAUUGUACUGGCAUGGUAGAAAAAGCCUGCAGUAGAGGGGAAAAACAAUCAAGGGAACGUGAAGGAAUUAACUUUGUGGAAAGUGACCUCCAAAAAGCCUUAGAACUAAGCAAAGGGGAGUAUGAACAAGGAAAAACAAAAGCAUCCAUGAAUUUGAAUGCUGGAGGUAAAUCAAUGGAGACAUCCACUUUGGAAGGCAAAGAACCAGGGAGCAAUUCUUUGUCCAGCAACGAGGGUGACUUAGCCAAAGCCAUACAAAUAAGCAGAAAUGAUUGUGACAAAGUUGUAGAACAUAAUGGUGAUGGAGUGUUAGACAAGGAAGAGCAGUACAACCGAGGCAAGGGUACAAUGGUCUCUUUACAAGUAGAAGAGAAUGCAGCAAAGGUAUUGAUACAAAGUUUUGAUGGUAGCAGAGGACAUUCCAGUGGCAGUGAUCUUCACAGGGUCUUAGAGUUGAGUAGAGGUGAAUAUCCAAAAACUACUCGGGAUGAGAAAGAUAAACACACUGAUGCUGAUGUAGUGUUACAAGGAUCAAAUGCUGCAUUGGUGCAGUCUAGGGAAAGACACGAGCUUGAUCAAAAUGCAAAGUAUUCAACACCAGUUCAGGGGUGUGUUGCUAAUGGUGAUGUUGUUCCUUCUAGGGUACCCUUAGAAUUAGAUCAAGAUCAUGAUUACCCUUGUACCUUUCCUGCACUGGGACAUUCCACGCCAGCAGGUAGUGCAAAGUGUUCUGCAAUCUUGCUGGAUUCUCAGGAAUUAGGUGACGAGCGUGAGAGUAUGGAUGCAUCAGAACUUCAGAUUGAAGAGGUAGCAGAGGAUAUUCCAGCAAACAAGAAACAGUUAUGUCCUGCAGAAGGCAGAAGUGUUGAUGAUGACUAUUCAUAUGCAUUAAAACUCCAAAAGGAGCUCAAUAGUUAUGAACAAAGCUUUGAUGGCCCUGUCAGGAGAAACAAGACUUCAGCAGCUGCUGCUGAGGUCCAAGAUCAACUCAAGCUCUAUCGAGAGUCACAGAAAGAGAAAUAUGGGACACGCGCUGGGAAGGGAGAUAAAUCCUCUCGUGGAAUUGAUUUCAGGAGAAAUGUGGCUGCGAUUGCCUGUGGUAAACCAGUGCAAAUUGGUGUUGCUAAUCCCAUAAGUAGAUCAGAACUUUCUCAGCGGAAGCAGGAUCCACCUAGAGACCAUAGGGACAUGUCCUCACCUAAAAAACGGAUCGAGAGAGAAGGAAAAAAAUUACACUAUUCACCCAAGAAACUAGGCUUUCACAGAGAGGAUGUGUUUGUCAUCAGGGAUGAGGAUGAUGAUGACAUAGAACCUAAACCAGGUGGUUUUCCAUUUUCUUCAAGGCCGUCCUCGUCAGGUUCAAGCACUUUUGAGAGAGUUCAUCCACGUCCUCCCUCUUUUUCAGGUGCUAUGCCUUCCCCUUCCCACCCCUUCCAUCGUUCACCAUGUGAGCCAAAAGAUUCAUCUACUAAUCAUGUUUCAAGCAGCAGUGACAAGCCGAUGGGACCAAAGUGUAGCUCGUGUGGAACAGUUGGACAUAACAAGAAUUCAAAAGUAUGCCCUAACUACUUUUCAGCAGAAGCUGUUCAGAGAAGAGAGGAACAGUCAAGGAAGAGGAAAGCAAAGAGAGAGGAAGAAGAGAGAGAGUUUAAUGAUCGCCUGGGUGCAUUGGCUGCUCAAAGAUUGGCAAUAGAGGAUCGAUCCAGAACAUUGGGUGAACAACUGGAUGAACUUAGAAGACAGUCGCAAAACAUGGCUAACACCCAGAAGAUGGUUGAAGAUGCGAUAAAAAGAAGAAGAAAGCGAUAGUAAAGAAACAAAAAGACAUGGAUAAACUAAGUCAUAACAAACUUUCGCACAGUGCUAUAGAGCUUUUACUUCCUGAGUGGUAUAAUUGUAUUUUGAGAGGUUUAUUAGUGACCGAGUGCUACACCACUCAAGAAAAUAGCUUUUUCAUGUAAUAGUUCAUUUGUUUAAUUUAGUGAGAUAUCGUUUUGUUGGUGAUAUUUUAAUAUGAUCGUACAGCGCUAAAGAGCUUCUAUUUCCAGAAUAUUUUAAUUGUAUUAAUGGUUUUUGUGGGAGGUUUAUAGGCGACCCUAUGCCACACCACAAAAUGAAAUAAUUUUUCAUUUGUUAAAUGUAGUGGGACAUUGUUUUGUAACAUUUUAAUUGAUUGUACAUAAUGUAAGACCAUUAAUUCAGAAUUGAGAAAAAAAAGUUCGUCUUUUAUUUUGGGAUAUUUUAUUGGUUUAUAUAAGUGUAAUGGUUUUUACCUACAAAUAGAAUAAAAAGUUGAAGAUUUAAAACCAUUUUUAGAUGAAUAUUGAAAUAUUUUAAAGCCUUGCAUAGCAUACACAUGUAUGAAGAUGAAAAAGGCGGGCAAUUACAGUGUACAGUAGAAAAAAUCGGUUACUUUAAUAACAUUGAUGAAAAUUACUUGUGAAUUUCUCAUUUAAAAGCUUCAUGCAUAUAUCUAUGGAAGGUAAAGGAGGCUAAAUUCCUUCAAAAGUAAAAUUUAAAAGAAAAACUGUUGAAAAUGAGAUACAAUGAAAUAUAUGAAGUUCAUAUAUUUUGAA
Messenger RNA from Stylophora pistillata, 5824 nucleotides. RefSeq lists its product as uncharacterized. Gene Ontology annotation, cellular component: Holliday junction resolvase complex; nucleus. Gene Ontology annotation, biological process: resolution of meiotic recombination intermediates; double-strand break repair via break-induced replication; DNA catabolic process. Gene Ontology annotation, molecular function: 3'-flap endonuclease activity; crossover junction DNA endonuclease activity; DNA binding. NCBI's taxonomy places the organism in Eukaryota, Metazoa, Cnidaria, Anthozoa, Scleractinia, Pocilloporidae. The record is from RefSeq and is a predicted model, not a curated record.